Anopheles moucheti is the source of this 1162-nucleotide messenger RNA. RefSeq names its product proteasome subunit alpha type-1-like. The transcript is spliced from 2 exons. Lineage: Eukaryota; Metazoa; Arthropoda; Insecta; Diptera; Culicidae. Gene Ontology annotation, cellular component: proteasome core complex, alpha-subunit complex; proteasome core complex; nucleus. The record is from RefSeq and is a predicted model, not a curated record. The coding region runs from base 71 to 901 and encodes 276 amino acids. Gene Ontology annotation, biological process: ubiquitin-dependent protein catabolic process.
AUUUGUUGUGAAGCACCGAAUUCGUGACAAAGCAAUAAUAUUGUAAUUUCGAGGAAACCAGAAGAGAAACAUGUUCCGCAACCAAUACGAUAGCGACGUGACGGUAUGGAGUCCACAGGGCCGUCUACACCAGGUGGAGUAUGCAAUGGAGGCCGUAAAGCUUGGUUCCGCAACAGUGGGAUUGAAAAACAAGGAUUAUGCCGUUCUGAUUGCUUUGAAACGAGCUUCGUCCGAGCUGUCGUCCCACCAGAAGAAGAUCAUUUCCAUCGACGAUCAUCUAGGUCUGUCGUUCGCCGGUAUCACGGCUGAUGCCCGAAUCCUCAGCCGCUAUCUGCGCCAGGAGUGUCUGAACUACAAAUAUUCCUACGAUGCGUGCUAUCCAGUAGGACGCUUGAUUAGCAAUCUUGGCAACAAGAUGCAAGUCUGCACACAACGGUAUGACCGGCGUCCGUACGGCGUUGGGUUACUGGUGAUCGGUUAUGAUGACCAGGGACCGCACAUCUACCAAACAUGUCCAAGCGCCAAUUUCUUCGACUGCAAAGCGAUGUCAAUUGGAUCCCGUUCGCAGAGCGCCCGUACGUAUCUCGAGAAGCAUCUGGCUACGUUCCCAGAUUGCACAAAGGACGAGCUCAUUCGUCAUGGCGUGCAGGCGCUUCAAGAUACGCUGCCCAACGAGGUGGAGCUGAACAACAAGAAUAUAUCGAUCGCAAUCGUGGGCAAGGGAGAAAACUUCCACGUGCUGGAUGAACAAGAGAACGAUAAAUACUUGAGCAACAUAGUGCGUCGUGGUGGUGCGGCUGCUGAGGCAUCCGCCAGUGGCCAGCCACCCCGUGAUGAUGGCGACGAUCAACCCCCAAACGUACCAGCGGAUCCGAUUCCGGUAGUGGCGAUGGAAACGUAAAUGAAUCGCAUCCGCUUAUAGGGGGGUUGUGUGAUAUGGAACCUUCAGCAACGUUUCCGAAGCAUCGCUACAACUUUGGCCCGACCCGGAAUGUUGCAUUGCAUUUCCAAAACUGAUGGGUGGGAGUUUGAAGUGCAAUGAUAUUUCAAACUCCCACCCUGUGUGUAUCGGUUCAAAAGAAUACAGAAACUCUCCCACUGGGUGAUGGCUUCACUGCGAAUUGUAUUUUCAAUAAAAAUAAAAACGAAUGUUCAUUCUAAU